AGAAAAUCAUAGAUACUGAGUCUAUUGACAUGGUUAACUUGCUUAUUUCAAGUCCUUGUUACACGGUGCCAUGAUUUUGUGCUUUGCGCUUUUUGUUCAGAUUGAGACGGAGAAACUCCUAGCGCAGUUGGUAGAGAAUGAGAUGAACAAGAGAUUGAAAGAAGGUACUUACAAAGGAAAGAAAUUCAAUGCUAUCUGCCACUUCUUUGGCUAUCAGGCCCGGGGUUCUUUACCAUCGAAGUUUGACUGUGACUAUGCCUAUGUUCUUGGGCACAUCUGCUAUCACAUUCUAGCUGCUGGUUUGAAUGGAUACAUGGCAACUGUGACCAACCUGAAAAAUCCCGUGAACAAGUGGCGAUGUGGUGCUGCUCCAAUUACAGCAAUGAUGACUGUAAAGCGAUGGUCGCGGGGUCCUAAGGCCAUCUCGAUAGGCAAACCUGCUAUUCACCCUGCUACUAUUGACUUGAAAGGCAAAGCAUAUGAGAUGCUGAGACAAAACGCCGCAAACUUUUUGAUGGAUGACUUCUACCGAAACCCAGGGCCUCUUCAGUUUGAUGGCCCAGGCUUAGAUGCUAAGCCCCUGACCCUGUGUGUUGAAGAUCAGGACUACAUGGGACGGAUCAAGAAGCUCCAGGAGUAGCUUGACAAGGUGAAGUGCAUUGUGAAACCAGGUUGUUCACAAGAUGUACUGAAAGCAGCCCUUAGUGCCAUGGCUUUUGUUACAGACAUUCUUACUGUAAUGACUUCACCUUCCAGUGUCCAGACUCACUUCUAAGUUAAAUGAAAGUUGCCAUCUCCUUAGGAGUCCAAGCAAGAGCAGCAAGCACAAGGCCCUGAACCCUUUCAUAUUUGUUUUCUUCAUAUUUUUAUUCUCUGUGAUAUCAUUAGGAAAUUAGGAUGCUUUUUGCAUUGAUUUUAACACUAUCUCCUGCCCGCCGCGCCAAGCAUUUUGUAGCCUGCUUUAGGCCUGAAACUUGAAUAUGAUAGUACAAUAAUCAUGAGUCUUGUUAAUGUACUGUUUUUGGGAAUGCGAUACAGGCGUUCUAUCCUCCU
Magnolia sinica is the source of this 1053-nucleotide messenger RNA. Its product is annotated as pyrophosphate--fructose 6-phosphate 1-phosphotransferase subunit alpha-like. Lineage: Eukaryota; Viridiplantae; Streptophyta; Magnoliopsida; Magnoliales; Magnoliaceae. Bases 71 to 640 code for a protein of 189 amino acids. Gene Ontology annotation, molecular function: diphosphate-fructose-6-phosphate 1-phosphotransferase activity; 6-phosphofructokinase activity. The record is from RefSeq and is a predicted model, not a curated record. The transcript has 6 exons. Gene Ontology annotation, biological process: photosynthesis; response to glucose; glycolytic process. Gene Ontology annotation, cellular component: cytosol.